UAUAUAUAUUUUGAAUUUCUUCUUUAUUACAUGUAUGUAAAUAUAUACAUACAUACACAUAUAGUAUAAUAAUGCUGUCCUUUGGUUAUUGGUUCCUUCUAUAAUCUUGUUUGUGGGAACUUAAAAAAAGUUGAUAUCCUUUUACUCUCUCAAAUAUUAUACAAAAUUAUUGUUUAGUUUCUAUAAAUUAUAUUUAAUGACAUCAUAAAUGUAUUAUAGUAUCCUUAUUAAAUUAUUGUUGCCCAAUUUGUACAUAUUGGGUUGCAUGUAUGGUUGAAUGUUCUGGCAAGAUAGAAAUUCUAGCAAAUAAACUACUGCUAGUUGAAAGUACAAAUACAUAGCCAUACUGGUUGUUGUUUAAUGCAAAAAUAAUAUUUCUAUACUGUAUUAGUUGUAAAAAAUGAAAAUUCGUUGAACAAUUUCCGAAUUUGUUAUUACUAAAAUAUAAACAACUGCAGUAGUUGGGCUGCCAUUACGGACAGAAUCCCGCCAUGAUGCAUAGUAGUGUUUUACAAACCAAUUCGAUAACAUGAUCGAAGGAUCUGGACUGUCUAUUGUAUUUUCAUAAAAACGAUUGUUCGUUUCAUGAAUAUUAAAUUUACAUAUGAUUUUCAUUGAUCCGUGUGUAAAAUUAAGUUUGCGUUAGUGCAAAUAAAUGUGAAUUUUAAUGCAUUUAUGAAUACACCAAAUAGUUUAGUUCGUUUGCUUUCAAGAACACGUAACUGGUUGUUUCUUCAGAAACAUGGCCUGAAUAUCGUUCCAAUGGUGUGGUGAAAUUGUGUGUAUAGAAUUAUUAAAACGUCAUUUUGAUCUUAAAUACAUUUACGCACUAGCAAAAUGACAUCGAUACAUUUUGUUGUGCAUCCGUUACGAACAGACGAUCAGUUAAAUGAUAGGUUAAAGGAAGUGGCAGAAAAGAUCAACAGAUAUGGAUUUGUCACAUUACCAGCAUUUAGCGGAUUGAAGAUCGCAGUAAAGCGCAUUGUUGUUGGACCGACGCAUAUUGCCCUUCUUACAGAGGAUCAUAAAAUUUGCAGAGUUGCGUUUACAGUAUUGUCAGACAGACUGGACUUGAGUAAAAAUGAACCACAUAGAAACACAAAUAAAAACCAUGUUGGCAACUCCAAUUCGGCACCAAAUAACGGUAACAGCAGUGGAAGUGGAAGCAGAGCGGGAAUGUCUAGAUCUCGUGCAAGAAUUAUGCGCGGUAGUUCUGCUAUCCGAGGAAGUGGCAGCAGGGGAGGAAGUAGUAGCGGCAGGAUAGGGCCUCCAGGUGUAAUUAUGGGUGGUGGAAGCGGUAGCAGCUCGCGUCCUAUCGCAUUGGUACCUGCUCCAUUUGUCCAGAAGAUCUCAUUCACAGCUCAAGUGGUAUUGCAAGGAAAAAGCCGCAAUCUUAUUAUUAGAGAAUUACAGCGUACAAAUUUAGAUGUAAACUUAGCAGUAAAUAAUUUACUGUCACGAGACGAUGAAGAAGGCGAUGAUGCAGAAGAUGCGGCAGAUACCUAUGUUCCAGAAGAUCUUAUUUCGUUGUUAGACGGUGGAUUUAGUAAUGAACAUUCUGUUAUAAUUGAUGCAGAUUCUAUGUUCUCUGAAGACAUGCUUGGAUAUACAGGAAUGAGAAACCGUGGAAAUUCUUCGCGUAGAAUAGGCAACGAUAGGGAGGGUGAACGUGCAUCCGAGCGAGACAGGGAUCGUGAUAGUUUUAGUAGAUGGAGAGAUCGUCAGUAUUGUGGACCACGGCGUUGGUUAGAAACAGCACUCAAAGAAUCUUGGGAAAAAGAUUCUGAUAACAAAAAGAAAGAAUUAGCUUCUCAAACAUUAUGGAUAUCAGAGGAAUUGGAGUGGUGGCACGAACGUAGUAGCGAUCCUGCUCCACGUUUUGUACAAAUUGCUUCACUUUACAGUGAAUUAAUUGCUGUUUCUGCCGGAGGACAAUUAUAUCAAUGGAAGUGGUCCGAAUCUGAACCGUACAAAGAUCCAGAGAAUCCAAAUAUACAUCAUCCGAAAGCUCCGUGGUUAGCGAUAACAUCAGAAAAGAUAGUUAACAUAUCCGCAACAGCAAUUCGUUGUUCAGUCAGCAGUGAAAGUGGCAAAGUAGCUACUUGGCUCGACGAGCUUCUGGGACAUGUUGCUUCUCGUCUUGAACAUCCAGCUCAAACUUUUACUGAAUUUACGUUGGAUAAAAUAGUAUCCCUUCAUACUUGUGCUCUGUACACUGUUGCCAGACUUGAGAGUGGUGCACUGUACUGGUGGGGGGUGUUACCGUUUGCGCAACGCAAAAAGUUAUGGGAAAAAUAUAAAGCUAAAUCACGUAAACAUAGACCAUCUACAAUAUCGAACGAUAAGUAUGGAACCCACGUUUGCAUGAAAAACAGUCCUAUAUAUCAACCUGGCGCAAUAGGAUUUACAAUUGCCAAUGGUGUUCCAAAAGUGGGACAGUUAUUAGUAGCAGCUUGGAAUUUAGAUGACACUUACAGAUUUAAAAUAUUACCGGCUGGAACUCACUUACCUAGUGCUAACGUAGACAAACGCGAGACAAAUGGAAAUAACGGAACAACGGGUACUAUAAAUAAGACCAAUCAUAAAGAAACUGCUGACCCUGACAUGCCUCCACCUCCCUCGCCAGCUUCGAGCACUUGUAGCGAUACUGGUAGCAUCACAACAAGUCACAAAAGACAGAAGCGUGUUACGCCUAGAAAUGAAGGAGAAUCAGAAAGGAAAGACGAGGAGGAUUGGCAGUUAAAGGAUGUCGUUUUUGUGGAAGACGUAAAAACUGUACCCUUGGUAUGUUUUAUGUAUCGAAUAAGCAACUGAUACCUUGAUAUUUAACAAUUUUUUUUUUUUUUUAUAUAUUUAGGUAAAGUAAUAAAAGUUGACGGUUGUUAUGUUGCUGUAAAAUUCUUUUCGAAAGAUUCAAAGGAGAAAGAAAAAGAAAUUAAGGAAAAGGAUUUCAACACAUCAGAUUUUAAAGACUUGACAGCUGAAGAGUCGAUCAAAUUACUGGCUGACUGUAGAUUGUUGAGAAAAGAUGAAUUACGGGUAAUAAAAUCGUCAAUGAACCCAAGAGCUCCAGAUUGUUUUCAACGUACUCCCAGAAGAGUGCAUAUGGUUGAAGGAUCAAAUGAUAAUAUCUUAACCAUUGCUACAGAUGGUCAAGGUAUUCAUGCUAUCCUAAAAACUGGAAAUAAAUUGAGUUAUGUCGUAUAUAAUUUAAGCACUGGAAGAUAUGUACAGAUUGCUAUAUUCCAUCAGAUACCCUCAUCAUUCUUAGGUUUUACAGCCUCAAAUAUCAGUCUGACAAGCGCAGGAGAGAACAUUGAAUGUUCUAUGAUACGUAGAGACGGAAAUAGUGCUACUUAUCCGUUAGUAAAAGAUUGUGCCGAUGCUAUUCGUGAUCCAAAUUGGCUAGAUCUAGUUCCGGUACUUGUAUCGGUGCUUAUCGACCAUUCCUAGUUACCAACCUGUUCUAAUGAAACCAACAUGAAAAACCAAGUUGCAGUUAUUGCAUUAAGCAUUUGAAUAACCUUUUACUCAUGGCCGCGUAGACUGAGAUGCGAUUAUGAUAGCGUUAAACAAGUAUUCUGUAAUUUAGAACAAGAUCACAGUAACACAAUAUUAAUGAGGCGCUGCGAUGGUAACCGUAACAUUUUACAUGCUUGUAUCAGUAUGUGCUCACCAACCUUCGCAACAAGAAAUGAUCAAGGUAUCGAACGCGAAUUAGUCCAAAAUACUGUGGAUGGUCCGUCAGCGCCGAUCGAAGAACCGAUUCCAACUUUAAGUUGGCCACCGGAAGCGUUUGAUAACACUUCCGGCGAAGAAGAUAGCUUGCUUAGCAUUGGUGCUGCCAGUAUCUCUAUGAUGAAUAAAUCAGGCGUUGGAGACUCAAAUAACACUUAUAUCAUAGACUCUGUUGAAAGAAGGAACAAUGCAUCUAUAUUAAAGUACAUGUGUGAGAGUAGCGUACUGGCGCCCCAUCUGAAGGAAUUACUCACAGCAAGUAACUAUUUCCAUUCGGAUGUUCAAGGUCAGACGCCAUUAAUGCUUGCUGUCUCAGUCCGUGCAUAUCACGCAAGCCUCAUUUUAUUGGACACUAUUCAAAGAGUUGGGAGAGAUCAGAAAGAAUGUUCAGAAUGCUACUUCCUACCGAUGCCAAUCCAGAUUGUGUCACCGUUAUUCGUCACUUGCUGCAACGAUACUUUGUAGUUUCACUGGACUGGAACCGAGCAUAUCAAUCAAGAUAUUUUCGAGUGUCGAACUUGUGGAUUGACCGAAUCUUCUAUGCUGUGUGCACAGGAAUGUGCUCGCGUUUGUCACAGAGGACACGAUUGUAAAAUGAAAAUUACUACUCCCACAGCUUACUGUGAUUGCUGGGAGAAAUGUAAAUGUCGAGCUCUGAUUGCGGUUCAUCAAGGUGCCCGUUACGAACUUCUUUGUCGAUUGGUAGUGAACACUGAUCGAGCCACGAAAAUAAACUCGAGGGUGGAAAGUAUUUUACUGUUUCUAGUUCAGACUGUAGGAAGACAGCUAGUGGAGCAACGACAAUGCCGUUCAGCACCCCGACAACGUUCAACGCUCUGCAAGGCAAAGGGACCAUCCUCCGAUGGUUGAGCGCUGUCAAACAUGCCGGAUCAUGACUUGGAACCUCCUCGUUUCAGUCGUAAAGCUUUGGAAAGAUUAUUGAACGAUUGGCCAGCAGUUCAAUGCAUGAUAAUGUCAGGCGUAUCUGUAAAUGGCAAUGAUCAAUUGUUCGGCGAUCAAGGACAGUUGUGCCGUCAAAGUGGAACCGCGUUGCUUGACAAAUUUACACAUUCGCUGUUGGUUAAAUGCAGUGCCGAGAUGCUGGAUACUUUGCUGACAACGUUGAUACGAGAGUUACAAAAUGAUACCGUACCUGGACGACAAGAAGAAGCGAAUAACGUUGCGCGUCGAUUUGUUCGGUCUGUAGCUCGAAUAUUCGUCAUUUUCACGAUAGAAAUGGCACCAAAUACGACAAAAAGAAGAGGCACCAGUCAGGCAUCACAGCCUUUGAUGAAAUGCCGUAAAGUUUUCCAAGCACUUAUCAAAUUAGCAGUGGAAGAACUAUGCGAAACUGCCGACUCAUUGAUAGCACCUGUCAGGUUAGGCGUCGCCCGUCCAACGGCACCCUUUACAUUGACCAGCUCGGCGAUAGAAGUGAUCAAUGGUUCGGAAGAAUUGUUCUCUAUAGAACCAUUGAUACCUCACAGUGGUGUUAGUUCUCAAACCUUAGACGCUGCUUUGCAAACGCAACAAGGAAAUAAUAAUAUAGCUAUCGCCAGAGACGUUUCUGCCAUCGAUGAAACGGAAGGUGGCGAAGAAGGUCCUAUGGAUGUGGAUGGUGAUAUAAGCGAACACGAGGAAUCUGGAGUUUCUGGAACAGUUGCUGGCCAACCGAUGGGUGAAAUUGAUAGCAAUGCUGGAGGCGUGAGCGAGGAACAAGCAGGAGACGGCGAAUCCGAUACAGAACUGGAUCUGUUGGCGGAAGCGGAAACAGAAUCGGACUCGGACGAUAAUCACAGCAAUCAAGACGCAGCAUCUGCCCAACGGAGUGUGCAAACUGGUGCUACCGCAGGUUCCGAUGGUGGAAUGGGAUCCAUUUUGCUAUUCCCAGAGGAUGAGUCCGGUGAAUCGAGCCAACAGGAGGACGAUGAAAGUGAAGCUGGAGAAACCGACGAACAGGAUAACGAAGAUUUCCAAAUUGGUGACGAGCAAUUGGAGCGCCGAAGCGGUUCGUCUGGUCAUUUACACCGCAAUAAUCUCGCGCCUGUUUCGAUGCAAUGGGCAAUCCGUAAUCGCGAAACAAGUACACGCACAGCAGGAUUACGGGUAACAGGUGGCAGUAAUCUGAGUUUCAUUGACUCUGCAUCUUUAAGACGUACUACUGCAACAUCUGCUGUUGCAGCUGCACAAGAGCCCAUUAUUAUGGGCACUACUACAAGUUGUUUGGCACGUGCAUUUGGAAUUGUAAUUCGACAGAUAACUGAUCUUUUAGUUAUGAUGCAAGAUUACAAAACACUGGCACCUUCUUUGCCACGACUGAUGGAAAUCACUUACCAGGAUGCACUGAAUCUACAGAUGUAUCUUGAGUCACAUUUAAAACCCACGUGGGAUUGGUUGCUCACAGUGAUGGAUGCCACAGAGGCACAAUUAAGAUUUGGAGUAUCUUUGACACGUAGUGCUGAUCCUACACACCCAGAACAUCCAUUGAACAAUGCUCCAUCUUUGUCUGGAGGCAAUUUCACUGGAUUAUUGAACACAGCCGCUUUAUCUUUGACAUUGCAAUCUAAUGCAGGUCGGAAUCAACGCAGUGGUAUCGCUACGAGCUCCAAUAUCUCCACUCCGCAAGCUUCUACAAGACUCACCGUUGGUUUUGCCGGUGGUGGUGAACCUUCGAGGAACAGUAGAGAACGUGAGGGUGGUGAUGCACAUUCGGCAAGGCGUGAAUUUUUAUCCUAUUGCUUGUCAUUGAUGCGUGCUCACAACAGCGAACACAGAGAUAGCUUGCCGGUAUUAGACGUUUCUGCUUUGAAACACGUUGCUUACGUUUUCGACGCGCUAGUCUAUUACAUGCGUGCACUUUCUGAACCGAUGUCAUCUAGAGGAGAGACUCAAAAAGAAUCAUCAAACUAUUCCAGUUGGAACGAUCAGGAUGAAAAUGACAAUGACGAAGGAGAAGAAUACAAUUGUCCGGUUCCUACCGCGCUAGAAACAGACUCGGUCGAUUACCCUGAUCUACUUCAGGUUCCUAUUUGCGGCUCCGGAAAUAACAGUAACAGUACGCCGAAAGGAAGGAAACAUCCCUUCUUGCAGAGAUCAGAUUCUACGUUAUGCCUUGGUUGUCCGCCUCUCGAUCCGUUUGAUACUGUCAUGAGCGAGGCUUUACCUUUAGCUGAUCAACCGCAUUUAUUGCAACCCCAUUCAAGACGCGAGGAUCUUUUUGGUAUUCCAAGACAGCCAUCCACGAGUUCUUCAGGAUCAAAUCAAAAUAGACUAGAGGGAUUGCCCACGAGACUUGGUCUAUCCGCGCGAGGAACUGAUAAUCAGAAUACUCCAACGCCAACGUUCAGUCAAGUGAUUCAGGGACCUGCUUUCAUGUCAUCGGACGCAAAGCGUAGUUCCAUGUCAGCUGGAGAUUCAAAACACGUGGAAAAGGCAAAAUCAUUUAAUCAAACAAAUGAUAAUCAUACACUUGUCGCGGAACAAAUCGAUCGAGCCCCGAUUAUAGUUUCUACUAAUAAUCAAAAUGAUCAAGCAGCAGGAAGUACCAAAAAUAAUAAGGAUGUAUGUAAAAUGAAUAGAAGCGUUAUUGUUAGAGCUGGAACUGUUUCGGAAUCGAAUGCAAAUAAAGCAGGUGCUUCAGAAAUGAUGGUGGUGUCAAACGAGAUGCAAAAUGUAUCAGAAGAGACAGAUCAAUCGGCUUCCAAUCACGAAACAUCAACAGCACAUGAAACAGUUGAAACAAAUCCAGUUCCAUCUAUUGGCACGAAUAUAUCGCACAACAUUUUGUUGGGCCGUUGGAGAUUGUCUCUCGAUUUAUUCGGACGAGUUUUCAUGGAAGACGUUGGUUUGGAAGCUGGUUCAGUCGUGUCCGAAUUAGGAGGUUUCCCGGUAAAAGAAGCAAAAUUCCGUAGGGACAUGGAGAAGCUUCGUAACUCACAACAAAGAGACAUUAAUUUAUUAAAAGUUGAACGAGACCGAACGCAGCUAUUAGUGCAGACAAUGAAGGAAUUAAACACACAGUAUAAUUUAUAUAAUAGGCGUGCCUCUAAUACACCGCCGUUAGCAGUGAGUCGUGUUAAAGUGAUUUUCAAGGAUGAACCCGGCGAAGGCUCUGGAGUAACUAGAAGCUUUUAUACUGCAAUCGCAGAGGCAUUGCUUGCAAACGAAAAACUGCCCAAUCUUGAAGCAGCCCAAGUAGGCUCCAAAUAUACGCAAUAUAAUGUGCUUCAGAAAUUAAAAAGUAGAGACCGUGAUCGUGAUUUAAGACGACAAAAUCCUCGAUCUUCUGGAAAAUGUCGAGAGACGCGAAGAUUAUCGUUCGAAGCUCGUGCUUUUCAUCCAUCCACGUCUGUCGAAGGAAGCAGUAAUUCUGGUGCUGGUAGUUCCUCCUCCAAUUCCCAUCCGCUACCUGUUAGUCAUCCAAAUAACGAUCACUUGACCAUGCAUCAACAACAACUUGGGGAUAGACUGUAUCCAAAGGUUUACGCAUUACGACCCGCAUUAGCUGAUAAAAUAACUGGUAUGCUGUUGGAAUUAUCCCCUGCACAGCUGUUGAUGUUACUAGCCUCAGAAGAUGCUCUGCGGCAAAAAGUAGAAGAAGCAUUUGAAUUAAUCCGUAGUCAUAGUCAGGAAACGGCAAGAGAAGCACUGCUAGAUCUUGAUGUAUUCAGUUUAAUAGCGCGGUGCGGAGCAAACAAGAAAAAGAUUGAGAAUAGUAUUUUAGACGACACCGAGGACAAUGCCCCUCUCUUCUAUUCUCCAGGGAAAAGAGGCUUUUACACACCGCGCCAAGGAAGAGCUAGCUACGAACGACUGAAUGCAUUCAGAAAUGUGGGCAGACUUAUAGGGUUGUGCCUGUUACAAAACGAGUUGUGCCCUAUAUUUUUGAAUCGUCACGUGAUAAAAUAUAUCUUGGCAAGACCAAUACGUUUCCAUGACCUUGCAUUUUUCGAUUCUGUAAUUUAUGAAAGUCUAAGGCAACUCGUGAUCGAUUCUGAAACCAAGGAUAGUAACAGUUUAUUUUCUGUUCUUGAUCUUAACUUUAGUAUUGAUUUGUGUCCCGAAGAAGGAGGGGGUUCGAUCGAACUUAUUCCUAACGGUCGUGAUGUAGAAGUAACAGCAAGUAAUGUUUACGAUUAUGUGCGGAAAUAUGCGGAAGUUCGUAUGAUCAAGGUACAAGAGAAAGCUUUGCGCGCUAUGAGAGAAGGGGUAUUCGACGUGCUACCAGAAGGGGCACUCGAUGGCUUAACAUCCGAAGAUUUGAGGCUUCUUCUGAACGGAGUUGGCGAUAUUAACGUUUCCGUUCUGAUAUCGUAUACUUCGUUUAAUGACGAAUCAGGAGAAUCUGCAGAUAAAUUAGCGAAAUUCAAACGAUGGUUAUGGUCUAUCGUUGAAAAAAUGACGCAUUCUGAACGACAAGACUUGCUAUACUUUUGGACAGGAUCUCCAGCAUUACCGGCAAGCGAAGAUGGUUUUCAACCAAUGCCGACUGUGACAUUACGACCAGCAGAUGAUGCUUAUCUACCAACUGCAAAUACAUGUAUUUCCCGUAUAUAUGUUCCAUUGUACAGCUCUCGUCACGUAUUAAGACAUAAACUACUUCUUGCUAUUAAGACAAAGAACUUCGGAUUUGUAUGAAUAUAUAGAUUCUAUAGAUAUAAAUAUAUAUAUAUAUAUAUAUAAUUAUAUAUAUACAUAUACAUAAGAUAUAUAUAAUAUAGUGCAUAUUAUAUAUACAUUAUGUAUAUCAUAUAUAUUAUGUGACCAUGUUUGUGCGCAAUAGCCCUAAAAAGAAGUCACAUUAUUGAUAAUGAUACGAGAAACAAAAAAAAAAGUUGUAUGUUGUUAUUUUUUUCCUUCCUAGAAAAAAAAAUUUAUAACAUUUAUAAAUUUAUAAGCUGUAAUUAUGAAUUCUGAUUUCUUUUAUUGAAAAAGUGGUUUUUCAUCGUAAUAAGAUUUUAUGUUAAAUGUCCUCUUUAGUCUUUAUAGUGAUCAAAUAAAACUUUCUCAAAAGCGA
Osmia bicornis bicornis is the source of this 9754-nucleotide messenger RNA. It is a transcript of the gene hyd, whose product is annotated as E3 ubiquitin-protein ligase UBR5. The record is from RefSeq and is a predicted model, not a curated record. Gene Ontology annotation, cellular component: nucleus. Gene Ontology annotation, biological process: regulation of double-strand break repair; protein polyubiquitination; DNA damage response. NCBI's taxonomy places the organism in Eukaryota, Metazoa, Arthropoda, Insecta, Hymenoptera, Megachilidae. Gene Ontology annotation, molecular function: ubiquitin-protein transferase activity; ubiquitin binding; zinc ion binding.